GAAAUAUAAAAAAUAUUUUAAAAAGCAAAUUUCAAAAUGAGUUUCAAAGUUUUUAUGCUGACAGUUGGAUUAGCUGUUUUUGCGUUGCUUGAUAGCUCUGAAGGAAUUCCAACAGAAACACCAGUUACAACGUCUGAAAAACUUCCUUAUGAUGUAGUAGAAGAGGUCUGGAGGUUGCUAAAAAUGUAUGAUAGAGCUUAUAAAAAGCAAGUAUUAGAUGAAACUGUGUUCAGAGAAAUUAAUAGGCUAUCAUCAGAAGGUAUAGAUAUAAUUUUUGACAAUAUCAAUGCUUUGACCAGUGAAGAAAUAAGAGGAACUAUAUUCUUGCAAUUUCUCGAGGAAAUGAAGAGAACCAAGAAAAUUGGAAGUAAAACCGAUACUGAAAUUAAUACAAUGAUUGAUCUUUUAAAAUCAAAAUCCCCAAAAACACCAAUUCCAGUGGUGGAUAUGGUCUGGCACGAUCUCAAAAAAUAUAGUAAGCGAGGAGACGAAUUAGUUUCAUACUGUGUAAAACACCUAAUAGGCAUUCUACCAUCAGAAGAUAUUGAUAUAAUUCUUGAAAGAAUCAAUGCUUUGACUCCUGCUGAAAUAAACGGAAACUUUUUCGUGUCACUUCUUAAGGAAAUGAAAAACUACUGGCUAAUUGGAAAUAAAACUAUAGCUGAGAUUGAUACAAUGAUUGAUCUCCUAAAAUCAAAACUACCUUGGAGCACUUGGUUUUAUAAUUUAAUUACAUUCAAUUCUGUCGUAUCAACUCAAAAUCAUUAA
Messenger RNA from Aphidius gifuensis, 768 nucleotides. RefSeq lists its product as uncharacterized. Bases 37 to 768 code for a protein of 243 amino acids. The transcript has 2 exons. The record is from RefSeq and is a predicted model, not a curated record. NCBI's taxonomy places the organism in Eukaryota, Metazoa, Arthropoda, Insecta, Hymenoptera, Braconidae.